AUGUGGGGAGCCAAUCAGAUGCACUCCACAUUACAUUGGAUACACACAUUGAUCACGCGGCUUCUGUAUAACAAAUAUGGUCACGGUAUCAAUUCAAUUCCAGGUCCGACGCUGGCUUCGUUUACCAAUUUAUGGAGAUUCUUCCUGGUGACCCGCCGCCGACCUGAAUUGAAGCAUAUCGAACUACAUCAAAAGUACGGUAGUGUUAUUCGCAUUGGUCCGAAUGUUGUCUCUGUGUCGGAUCCAAAUGCUGUUAAGAUCAUCUACGCAAUAAACGCGGGAUUUGUGAAGUCCGACUUCUAUACUGUGCAAAAGCCAAUCGCGAAAGACGGCACGCCCCUUGAGGGUCUAUUCAGCACUACAAACGAGAAAUACCACGCAAAGCUGCGAAGAGCCAUAUCAAGCGCGUACUCCAUGAGUACACUGGUCCAAUUUGAACCGCUGAUGGACUCGACAACAGCCAAAUUCCUCGAGCAACUCUCUGAGCGGUAUGCGGACCGCCACGGAGCCGACGGAGUUUGUGAUCUGGGGGCAUGGCUCCAGUAUUAUGCCUUCGACGUGAUCGGCGAACUUACAUUCUCGAGACGUCUAGGGUUUGUGGAUCAAGGAGCUGAUAUCGACGGUAUAAUCCGCGACCUUGAAAAGUUGUUGAAUUACUUUGCAUCGGUUGGACAGAUGCCCAUGCUUCAUUCCUACCUGCUGCUCAACCCGCUUCGAAUCUGGUUGAACCGACUCGGACUGUUUAACCUAUCCUCCCCGGUCGUGGCCUUCGCAAGAAAAUGCAUGGCUGAUAGACUCGAUCAGAAAGCACGGCACCUAACAAUGACAGAGCAUAAUGAACAAAUCGGAUCUCAGGACUUCCUCUCACGAUUCGCAGACGCGGGGCGAAAGGAUCCAGGAUUUAUGACCAGGGAUCGAAUCCUAACCAUGACGACGACAAAUAUGUUCGCAGGCUCGGAUACAACCGCAAUCACCCUGCGGGCUAUCUUCUACUAUCUGCUCAAAAAUCCAGAGUGUAUGCAGUGUUUAAUGGAAGAACUAGGCCACGAGGAACAAGCUGGACGCUUCAGCAGUGACGAUGGACUUCUGUUAUGGAACGAAGUACGAGACCUACCGUAUCUGGGUGCGGUCAUCAAGGAGGCACUGCGGUGUCAUCCUCCUGCUGGCCUUGCCUUGGAGCGGGUUACUCCCCCAGGUGGCGUAUGGAUUAACGGAUAUUUCCUCCCUGGGGGAACAAUCGUCGGUUGCAGCCCAUGGACUUUGCAUCUCAACGAGUCCAUAUUCGGCGAAUGCCCAGAUCUAUUCAAGCCCGAAAGAUGGCUGGAGGCGUCGGAUGCGAGGAAGGUAGAAAUGCAAAACGCUUUGUUUAGCUUCGGGGCGGGUUCCCGGACUUGCAUCGGGAAGCACAUUAGCCUUCUAGAGAUGCACAAACUCGUCCCUGCAGUUUUGCGACGGUUUGAGAUCUCAUUUACAAACCCAGAAGCACCGUGGAGAUUACAUAAUGCGUGGUUUGUGAAACAGACGGGAUUUUCCGUGAGACUGAAGACAAGAAAAGGUAUGGUCGCAUAA
This is a messenger RNA of Ilyonectria robusta, 1569 nucleotides long. RefSeq names its product cytochrome P450. The coding region runs from base 1 to 1569 and encodes 522 amino acids. Gene Ontology annotation, molecular function: oxidoreductase activity, acting on paired donors, with incorporation or reduction of molecular oxygen; iron ion binding; monooxygenase activity. The record is from RefSeq and is a predicted model, not a curated record. NCBI's taxonomy places the organism in Eukaryota, Fungi, Ascomycota, Sordariomycetes, Hypocreales, Nectriaceae. The transcript is spliced from 5 exons.